Neomonachus schauinslandi (Hawaiian monk seal) is the source of this 1149-nucleotide messenger RNA. It is a transcript of the gene PDE6D, whose product is annotated as phosphodiesterase 6D. NCBI's taxonomy places the organism in Eukaryota, Metazoa, Chordata, Mammalia, Carnivora, Phocidae. The transcript has 5 exons. The record is from RefSeq and is a predicted model, not a curated record. Gene Ontology annotation, cellular component: cytoplasm. The coding region runs from base 179 to 631 and encodes 150 amino acids. Gene Ontology annotation, biological process: sensory perception of light stimulus.
GGAGAAGGGAUCAGGAGCGGGAGCUGAGGGGAGGGAGAGGCCGGUCCGGGUCUGGCCGCGGCAGCUGCUCGCCCGAGGUCUCCAGGCCCGGCUGCGGCUCCGUCCUCCGUUCCUGGGCACCGUCUGCGAAGCUCCGCCGGGCCAGCGUGGGAGAGCCGCAGGCGGCGACCGCCGCAUCAUGUCAGCCAAGGACGAGCGGGCCAGGGAGAUCCUGAGGGGCUUCAAACUAAAUUGGAUGAACCUCCGGGAUGCUGAAACAGGGAAGAUACUGUGGCAAGGAACAGAAGACCUGUCAGUCCCUGGAGUGGAGCAUGAAGCCCGUGUUCCCAAGAAAAUCCUCAAGUGCAAGGCAGUGUCUCGAGAAUUGAACUUCUCUUCAGCAGAGCAAAUGGAAAAAUUCCGCCUGGAACAGAAAGUUUACUUCAAAGGGCAAUGCCUAGAAGAGUGGUUCUUCGAGUUUGGCUUUGUGAUCCCGAACUCCACAAACACCUGGCAGUCCCUGAUAGAGGCAGCGCCCGAGUCCCAGAUGAUGCCCGCCAGCGUGCUAACUGGGAAUGUUAUCAUAGAGACAAAGUUUUUUGACGACGAUCUUCUUGUAAGCACAUCCAGAGUGAGACUUUUCUACGUUUGAGAGAAGAAUGUGUGUGCAUUUCAAGAAUUUGGGUUUUUUGGAGGAAAGGAGGAAACUGUUUACUUUUUUCCUCCACACAUUUGGUUUUUGACACUUCCACCCCUAAUUCCCUGUACGGCAGAACCCACCUGCGGCCACCAGGGGACCAGUUCUGUGUAGGUAACCAGAUGGCUGUUAACUCCCAGCCGCCAUCUUCCACUGACCAGACUCAACUCCCAACCCCAGACCAGGGCAGAGGGUGAGCCUUGACUCCUUCCCAGGGUGACACGGGACAGACGCUUACCACAAGAGCCACUGCUGUUCCCGCCCCCGCCCUGCCUCCUCCUUGGGCCCUGCAGGCAACACAUCUUCCUUUGGCCCCUGGUUUUGGAAAAAUUCAUAUUCCUGACCUAUGUUUAGUUUUUUCCUACCAUUUCUAUUUCAUACAUUCUCAUACAUUUAACUUGUAAAAUAGACUGUGAUAUUAUUAUUACGUAAUGAAUUAAAACAUAUGAAUUAAAAUAUUCCUACAGUCUUUA